Messenger RNA from Nematolebias whitei (Rio pearlfish), 1821 nucleotides. It is a transcript of the gene chrm4a, whose product is annotated as cholinergic receptor, muscarinic 4a. The record is from RefSeq and is a predicted model, not a curated record. The coding region runs from base 1 to 1821 and encodes 606 amino acids. The transcript has 7 exons. Lineage: Eukaryota; Metazoa; Chordata; Actinopteri; Cyprinodontiformes; Rivulidae. Gene Ontology annotation, molecular function: G protein-coupled acetylcholine receptor activity. Gene Ontology annotation, biological process: adenylate cyclase-activating adrenergic receptor signaling pathway. Gene Ontology annotation, cellular component: plasma membrane.
AUGAGGCAGGGGACCAGGAAGGCAGCCUGGGAACCGUCCAUCCCCAGACCCUGGUCUCGGCAGGCAGCUAGGAGACCAUUCAUCUGUGGGCUGCAGGGGCGUCCACCUGUGGUCACCUGGACUCAAGCAAGCGAGGACCUCUUCGUGUGGACCAGGGGCGAGGACCUCUUCGGGUGGGCCAGGAGCAGAGACAUCUGCAGGCAGGCCAGGAGCGAGGACCCCAGCCGACGAGCCGGGAGUGAGGACCCCAGCCGAAGACAAGACAGGAGCUCGUUUGGUAACCAGUCAGCUGAGCUGUUCUCCAACAUCUCCUGUAACGAGUCCUCCAACACCUCGUCCUCUUGCUCUCUGGGGGACGAUGAGGAGCAGAGUGCAAACCCGUAUAAAACCCUGGAGAUGUUCUUCAUCGCGCUGGUGACCGGAUCUCUAAGUUUCGUGACUGUUACAGGGAAUAUUCUUGUCAUGCUGUCCAUUAAAGUCAACCGACACCUGCAAACGGUCAACAACUACUUCCUGUUCUCGUUAGCGUGCGCUGACCUGAUCAUCGGUGUGUUCAGCAUGAACCUCUACACUGUCUACAUCAUCGUUGGGUACUGGCCUCUAGGACCGGUGGUUUGUGAUCUGUGGCUCGCUUUAGAUUACGUGGUUUCCAAUGCCUCUGUGAUGAACCUGCUGAUCAUAAGCUUUGAUCGGUACUUCUGUGUGACCAAACCCCUGACGUACCCCACUAGACGGACCACUAAGAUGGCAGGACUGAUGAUCGCUGCAGCAUGGAUCCUCUCCUUCAUUUUGUGGGCUCCGGCCAUCUUGUUCUGGCAGUUCAUUGUUGGGCAGCGGACUGUCCCACCUGGAGAGUGUUAUAUUCAGUUCCUGUCCAACCCUGCGGUGACAUUUGGAACAGCCAUAGCUGCCUUCUACCUCCCUGUGGUUAUCAUGACUGUCUUAUACAUCAACAUCUCUUUAGCCUCCAGGAGUCGGGUCUCCAAACACAAACCUGAGAAGAAAGACAAGAAGGGCGUAAAAACUCCCGGUCUAAUAAAGAGUACCCUAAUAAAACAGAACAACAACAACGAGACAAGCCCCCAGGCAAGUCCACGUUCCACCCCCAAAUGCAGUCUGGAUUCAACUACCACUGCACUGGAGUCAGUGAAGAAUGGACAGGUGGAGGAACCCCAACCUGGUCAUCCAGAACCCACAGUGCACCCCAGUCCAAGACUUACACAGGAGGAGAAGGAGAGCUCCAAUGACUCGUCUACAGCAUUUCUUCCUCCUACAGAGCCAAGGACCAGCCAGGUGACAGCUCAGGCUGAGAAUAUUCCAAGUCCAGUUGUCACAACAACCGCCAACUCUGCUGGUCCCAAGAUCAACCCCACGUCUAGGUGGUCCAAAAUAAAGAUCGUCACAAAGCAGGCCGGAGACGAGUGCAUCACGGCCAUUGAGAUUGUCCCACCGGUGGAGGGAGCUGAGAGGCGCUCAAUCCCCAUCAGCCGCCCGAGGACCGUGGCCAGGAAGUUCGCCAGUAUCGCCAGAAGUCAGGUGAAAAGGAAACGACAGAUGGCUGCGAGAGAGAAGAAGGUAACCAAGACCAUAUUUGCCAUCCUGCUGGCCUUCAUCAUUACGUGGACUCCGUACAAUGUCAUGGUGCUGAUAUCAACCUUCUGUCAGUCCUGUGUUCCCGACACGGUGUGGGCCAUCGGCUACUGGCUGUGUUACGUCAACUCCACCAUCAACCCAGCUUGUUAUGCACUCUGCAAUGCCACAUUCAAGAAGACUUUCAAAAACCUUCUGCUGUGCCAGUAUAAAAAUAUAGGUACAAGAUGA